AUGUCGCAGCAUCCUUCAGGGCAGGAAGGGAACACCAUACAAGGCCGUGCUGCGGUCCGCGUCAGCCGACUAUUCACCAAUAUGGAGGGCAACAUACACGAACUUCCCCACGAGAUUCCCACCCAAUAUCCACACCGGCAACCCUUCAACAAAUCAUCGACCUGCCCGAAGAGCCAAACCCCAAAAACUCGAAAAGCGAAACUUGUCGGAUACGCGCUUGCGAAAUGGGGCGAUUAUCCGAUGUUGAUAGAUGGAGAGCAUGACCAGGAGAUUCCUGGUUGCAGGUACAUCGUGCAAACCGACGAAGAAACUCGGAGGCUUGUGUACGAUGAGACAAAUGCUUACAAGGAAGCACAUGGCUUGAUUUAUUUUAUUGAUGAAGAGCCGUCCGAGGCGCUAGGAAAGACACUCGUAUAUGCCGGGGAUGCACACUCCUUGUUAGAACAGCGAUCUGACCGCCACUUAUGGCUGCAUCAAAUGACUGGAAAAGUAGUGUAA
Messenger RNA from Penicillium coprophilum, 498 nucleotides. RefSeq lists its product as uncharacterized. The transcript has 3 exons. The coding region runs from base 1 to 498 and encodes 165 amino acids. NCBI's taxonomy places the organism in Eukaryota, Fungi, Ascomycota, Eurotiomycetes, Eurotiales, Aspergillaceae. The record is from RefSeq and is a predicted model, not a curated record.